Messenger RNA from Panicum hallii, 1654 nucleotides. Its product is annotated as peroxidase 24-like. Lineage: Eukaryota; Viridiplantae; Streptophyta; Magnoliopsida; Poales; Poaceae. The record is from RefSeq and is a predicted model, not a curated record. Gene Ontology annotation, biological process: hydrogen peroxide catabolic process; response to oxidative stress. Gene Ontology annotation, cellular component: plasmodesma; plant-type cell wall. The coding region runs from base 413 to 1429 and encodes 338 amino acids. The transcript has 4 exons. Gene Ontology annotation, molecular function: heme binding; peroxidase activity.
CCGGCGGGCUUCCGCAUGCUAUUACGCUCACACGUACACCGGCCGGCUCGUGCAUGUAUGCCCAGGUAGUAUACACAUGUGCUCAGUAAGUUGCAGGUGUAGACUACCAGAUCAUAUCUUGGCAACAAACGCAUUUAUGAUCCUCACCAGCGCUCACAGUAGCUAGCUAACUUCACAUCCUCCAUCAUUUCUUCCUUCUUCUACUAUCUGUAUCGAUCUAUAUAUAUGUACCCAGUGCUAGGAAUCGAAUCAUAAAGCUAGCUAAGAAAGAGCUCAUGCAUCUUGAUUGAUACUCCAUAUAACAAUAAUCAGAGUUCUAUCUUGUGGUCACCUGUAAAAGUUGCAAAAGGAGCAGUAGCUAGCUGUAGAUAGGGGUCGAACGAUCGAUCAGUAAGAUAUAUAGCUCAACAAGAUGGUGGCGAAGGGAUUGAUCACGGGCGUGAGCUUGGUGCUGGCCCUGCUGGUGUUCUCGGCCGCCGGCGUUGGCACCGCGUCGGCGCAGGCGCCGGGGCUGAAGAAGGGGUUCUACAAGAAGAGCUGCCCGCGGGCGGAGGACAUCGCGCGGGAGGUGGUGUGGGCGCGCGUCGCCGGCAACCGCGAGCUCGCCGCCAAGUUCCUCCGCAUGUUCUUCCACGACUGCUUCGUCAGGGGCUGCGACGCGUCGGUGCUGCUGGACUCGCCGACCAACACCGCGGAGAAGGACGCGCCGCCGAAUCUGUCGCUGGCCGGCUUCGACGUCAUCGACGAGGUGAAGGCGGCGCUGGAGCGGGCGUGCCCCGGCGUCGUCUCCUGCGCCGACAUCGUCGCGCUCGCCGCGAGGGACUCCGUCUCGUUCCAGUACAAGAGGAACCUGUGGGAGGUUGAGACGGGGCGCCGCGACGGCACUGUGUCGAGCGACCAGGAGGCGCUGGCCGACAUCCCGGCGCCGACCUCCACCUUCGACGUCCUCCUCUCCAACUUCUCGAGCAAAGGGCUCGGUCUCCAGGACCUCGUUGUCCUCUCAGGCGCGCACACGAUCGGCGUCGGGAACUGCAACCUCUUCAGCUCGAGGCUGUUCAACUUCACCGGCAAGAACAACCCCAGCGACAUCGACCCCGCCCUCAACCCAUCCUACGCCAGAUUCCUCCAGGGGCAGUGCCGGCGCAACCUGCAGGACCCGAACGACAACACGACGGUGGUGCCCAUGGACCCUGGCAGCAGCCUCUCCUUCGACAACCACUACUUCGUCAACCUCAAGGCGCACCAGGGCAUGUUCACCUCCGACGCCACGCUGCUCACCAACGGCCGCGCCGCCAACAUCGUCGACAAGCUGCAGGACCCGGGCGUCUUCUUCGACGCCUUCAAGAACUCCAUCAAGCGCAUGGGGCAGAUCGGCAUGCUCACCGGCGCCAACGGACAGAUCAGGAAGAAAUGCAACGUCGUCAACUGAUCAGAGCCAACUCGAUCUAUUCGAUCUGAUGACUCGUAUAUAUAACGAUGCCGUUGCAUAUAUACUUGCAAUGCUGAGAUUAUUAUUACUUAAUUGUGCAAUAGUGAUCAGCCGUUUGAAUCUUACAUGACAAAUUAUAGGCUGUCAGAAGUACCGAAAGUUACUGCAAUAAACCCGUAUUUAUUUGGCCCCUAAAGUAAAGCUCUUCGGUUCGUCGGAUUGUAA